UGUGUGAGCUGGAGGAAAGGGGCAUAUCUUUCAAUGGAAAAAUAUAUAAAGGCACUGUUGCGUGCACAAUGGGCGAUAAUCUGGGCUCCCACAUGAUUGGUGGCUUUACAGAAAAUUUCAGCACAGCUCAAUAUUUCUGCAGAUACUGUUUGGCAACAAAAAGUGAAUUUCAGUCGAACCCUCUCACAGUUUUCACUCAUAGAAAUCCAGCUGAUCAUAAUGAGACUGUGCGGUUUCUGGAAAGUAACGAUGAAGUACACACUAAUCAUGGUGUUAAAUGUGACAGUGUUUUCAACAAACUGUCCAACUUUCAUGUGUGUCAGCCAGGCUUACCAGCUUGUUUAGCUCAUGAUCUGUUUGAGGGGGUAGUAGAUUAUGAUUUGGCAUUGUUUUUGCAGUUCUUAAUCAGAACACAAAAGUGGUUCAGUUAUGAGGUUCUUAAUGAAAGAAUCAAAUCAUUUCCUGGUGAAAGCAGCGACAAGCUAAACACUAUUCCCACUACAGGAGCCAGGCUUGGAGGACAUGCAGCCCAAAACAGGUGGCUUUUGAAAUUCUUGCCUGUUUUGGUGCAUGACACAAUUGAAGAUGCUGAUAAUGAAGUAUGGGGACUUGUACUACUUCUGAGGGAGCCUGUUGAAUUUGUCUGUGCACCUCGGCUCUCAGAGUUGCAGAUUGCUUUCAUGAAGGGACUGAUUGAACUGUAUGUGGAAUUGAGGCAAGAGCUGUUUCCAAGAGUUCAACUUAGACCAAAACACCACUAUCUGCUUCACUAUGCACACUUAACUUUACAAUUUGGCCCACUCAUAUAUACUUGGACAAUGCGCUUUGAAUCAAAACAUUCUUAUUUUAAAAGGUGCAUUAGGGCAAGUAAGAACUUCAUAAAUGUAACCAAGUCUCUGGCUGAACGGCACCAGUUGCUUCAGGCUUAUCAGUCUUGUGGUACCUUGUUUCGUUCCCAGGUUCAUGUCUCAGACUCAACACGGUUCUAUCCAGAGCUCUAUGACCAGAACAUAAAGACAGUGGUUGGAGAAUUUGAUUUGAACUCAAGUAACUCAGUUGUCACAGAGAGUGUGCAGGUUAAAGGCACUACAUAUGCAAAUGGAAUGCUGGUCUUACUGAGCUACGCAAAAGGACUACUGCAGUUAGGACAAAUAGCAAGCAUUUUUGUAAAAAAUGAAACUACUGUCCUACUUUUGCUUCGAGGGAAAACUGCCAGCUGGAUACCUGAGCUUGGACUCUAUGAACUUGAUGAAAAUGCUUCUGACCUGUUCAGUUGCCAUGAUUUGAACAAACUUGAUGAUUAUCAUCCACUUUAUUCUUACCACAGAGGUACUCGGUGGCUCAUUCCUCUUAAACACACACCAACAUGGAACUUGUGAAAAACUAUGUCAAGAAAGCAAUGCCAUCGCUCAGUAGCAAUCAGAUGGAUACACUCAUGGCUAAACUGGAGGAAUUAGGAGUUCUCUCUGUAGAUGACCUGAGCCUUGUGGACCCGGAGGACAUUAAAGACACUCUGCCAUUCAUUCAGUGCAAAAGAUUCGUCAGAGCUGUCAAAGCAUUGGAAGCAGAUUCACAAACUCCACCGCAGUUCACCCGGCCUGGCCCCUCAUCAACACCUGAACCACAGAGGUUUCAGCUGCCCUCAACACCACCUGAGACAGCCGACUCCCCAUCCCAAGACACAUAUUCUGUACCAUGGCACAAAUUUCCCUCAAAAGUCAUGGAUGAGUUGCGUGAAAAAAAGUACAUAAUGGGGAAAGACAGACGAGAGAUGGUUCGGAUCGUCGCUGAAGAUUACCUCCAUGAACACCCAGGAAGACCUGGUAGACAAAAGCUGAGGGAACUCGCCAGUAUGAUUGUAGGACAAUAUCCUGCCUCCUUCAAGCUGACAGAGCCGUUUGGAAACAAACCUUUUGCAAAAGAUGGUUCUGAAACUACUUCAAAGAAGACUCUUAUAAACUCUUCCACAAAAAAGAGAUCUCUGCAGAUCCUGAAGUCGAACUCCCAGUGACCCCAUGCAUCCUAAUCAGAGGUGACCAGCAAUUCAAGAUUGCUGUUGAUGGGUUACUUGUCAAUGACCACAUCACCUCUCCCAUUGUGGCCUUGAGCUACGUCUUCUCCAUGUUUUAUGUCUGCAACGUCCAAUACCCACCGGAGAUGGCUUUUACUCUCGAAUUCAUGCAAAGAGUUUUCUUUGGGGUCAAUCCUGAGCGAGGCUCCAAGGCAGAGAAGAAGGGGAAGAAA
Oreochromis niloticus (Nile tilapia) is the source of this 2244-nucleotide messenger RNA. RefSeq lists its product as uncharacterized. The transcript has 5 exons. Lineage: Eukaryota; Metazoa; Chordata; Actinopteri; Cichliformes; Cichlidae. Bases 1367 to 2011 code for a protein of 214 amino acids. The record is from RefSeq and is a predicted model, not a curated record.